CGAUCAAAGCCUAUUGUCUUUUCCAUGGCAAGACUUGAUAGAGUGAAAAACUUAACUGGCCUUGUUGAGUGUUAUGGCAAGAGUACCAAGCUAAGAGAACUGGUAAAUCUUGUUGUGGUUGGUGGUUACAUAGACGUCAAGAACUCUAGGGAUAGAGAAGAGGUCGCAGAGAUUGAAAAGAUGCAUGAUCUCGUUAAGAAAUACAACUUGAGUGGCCAGUUUCGGUGGAUUGCAGCCCAAAUGAACCGUGCCCGUAAUGGUGAGCUAUACCGCUACAUUGCAGACACAAAAGGUGUCUUUGUGCAGCCUGCUUUUUAUGAAGCUUUCGGCCUCACCGUUGUGGAAGCCAUGACUUGUGGCCUUCCUACUUUUGCAACAUGUCAUGGUGGUCCUGCUGAGAUCAUUGAGCAUGGUAUCUCCGGGUUCCAUAUUGAUCCCUAUCAUCAAGAUCAAGUGGCUGCACUUCUGAUUGACUUCUUUGAUCAGUGCCAGAAGCAUCCUGGCUACUGGGAAAAGAUAUCUGAAGCGGGCCUCAAACGAAUUUAUGAAAGGUACACUUGGAAGAUAUAUUCUGAGAGGCUGCUCAAUUUAGCUGGGGUUUAUGGCUUCUGGAAGCAUGUGUCUAAGCUUGAGAGGCGAGAGACAAGGCGAUAUCUGGAUAUGUUUUACAUUCUCAAGUACCGAAAUCUGGUGAAGUCGAUCCCGCUGUCUGUAGAUGAGCAGCAUUGAACUAUAUGAUUACAUGUCAAUAAAAGAAGCUGUCUGCUUGUUCCUGCUUAUUGUGCGUUGCAUUUGAAUUUCUGAUGUUGUCGAGCCUGUCCAACUGCUGUGGACAGAACAGAACCAUGUUUUAAUUUCUCCUCGUUUGGUUUAGGAUGUUUCAUUGAUGUUUGUUGAGUCUGUUGAACUUCAUGUUUUAAAUUAAAUAAGUUGAUGCUUUUGGUAUUCAAUAUCUGCAUGGAAUUCAUUUAUUAAAUUGAAGAUAACAACA
This is a messenger RNA of Prunus mume (Japanese apricot), 991 nucleotides long. Lineage: Eukaryota; Viridiplantae; Streptophyta; Magnoliopsida; Rosales; Rosaceae. The record is from RefSeq and is a predicted model, not a curated record.